AUGGCGCCGGAAUCGAUUCUUCGGGAUGAGUAUGAUUUUGGAGUUGAUAUUUGGGGGCUUGGGUGUUCUGUUUUUGAGAUGCUUACCAAAAGAGUCCUCAGAAAUAUUUCCAACUCCAAAGUCAAAGAUAAGGGUUUUCCGAGGAAGCAAAAGAUUUUCUGGAGAAUGGAUGAGGAAAUAAGUUUGAUUAGUACUUCUGAAUUCGAGCUUCCAGAGGAUGAAGAAGACCUCGAGUGGCUGAUGAAACCAAUGCUGUUAAUAAAUCCUUCUGCGGCACUACAAAAACGGAAGAGGUUCUUAUCAGAUGACUCUGUUUCAGAGAGUUCUACAUUCAAGAGGCCAAAAAGAUUUGAUCUUGAUCGAGUUAUCAAGCCAUUAGGCUGCGGAAUUUUGCAGCCCUGUUGUUGA
Molecule: messenger RNA, 408 nt
Organism: Oldenlandia corymbosa var. corymbosa
Lineage: Eukaryota; Viridiplantae; Streptophyta; Magnoliopsida; Gentianales; Rubiaceae
Source: the annotation of a GenBank genome assembly